Perkinsus marinus ATCC 50983 is the source of this 381-nucleotide messenger RNA. RefSeq lists its product as hypothetical. Gene Ontology annotation, biological process: protein transport; vesicle-mediated transport. The record is from RefSeq and is a predicted model, not a curated record. The transcript has 5 exons. Gene Ontology annotation, cellular component: intracellular membrane-bounded organelle. The coding region runs from base 1 to 381 and encodes 126 amino acids. NCBI's taxonomy places the organism in Eukaryota, Perkinsozoa, Perkinsida, Perkinsidae.
AUGAUCAAAUUCAUUUUAAUGGUCAACAAACAGGGCCAGACGCGACUCGCCAAAUACGCGGACUUUCUAACGAUAAAGGAGCGACAGGCGAUUGAGAACGAGCUCAUUCGGAAGUGUUUGUCGAGGAGUGAGAGUCAGUGUAGUUUUUUGGAGUAUCGGAGUUACAAGGUAAUAGUAGUAGCAUUAGUAGUGGUAAUAGUAGNNNNGACUCUCGAUAAGUAUUUCGAGAACGUCUGCGAACUUGAUAUUAUGUUCAAUUUGGAGAAGGCACAUUUCAUCCUGGAUGAGAUGCUUGCUAACGGCUGCAUAGCGGAAACCAAUAAGGCCAAUGUACUAGCUCCUUUAUAUUUGCUCGACAAACACGGUGAUGGUGCCCAAUAG